AUGGCUUCUAUUUUUGCAGUUAGAGCUGCUCUAAAAGAUGGGAUAAGUAUUAAUCAAGUUCCAAAGAAUAGUGGAGAUAAUGAAUAAUAUGUGAUAGGAAUAGAAAAUGAAAACAUAGUUUAAUCAAUUUAAAUCAAUAUGCAAAAUGACGAAGAAGCUACAAAUAGAGCAGAAACAGACAAAGAAGAAGAUUAAGAUGAAGUUAUUUAUAUUGAUGCUGAAAAAUAGAAUGAAGGAAUUGAUAUAAAGUCAAAAUAAGUUAAAGCAAAUUAAAAUGAUAUGACUAACUAUAGUUAAAAAUCAACUUAGCCCUAACAUUUACUUUAAAAAUUUAAGACAUUUAAUUCUUCAAUGUCUUUAUCUGAAAACUAUUUUUAAGAAGACAGAAAAUCUACAGAGUAACUCUUGUAUGAAAAGGCUAAAAAGGAUCCUAAAAAUAUAAAAAACUAUUUCAUCAAGUUUAGGUUCGGGCAAUUUUUUGAGUUUUUCAUCAUACAUUUUCUUUAUUUCUUUCUAAUUGGCCCUUUAAUAAUUCCCUUUCUUAGAUUUAGAGGCAAAGCUUUAGCAAAGAAUUUAUUGUUAUAUGGAUGGAAUAAACCAGCCCUUUUUUAAUUCAUAUUUUUCACUAUCAACAUUACAAAUAUUAUUUUUUUCUUUUGCCUUUAAAACUCUACUAUCAAACUUGAAAUCGAAAUAGUAAAUAAUAUUUCUGUAGUGCUAUGUCGUUGCGUGAUUAUUGCCUGUAAAUACGCUACAUACGAUCCUUUAACAAUCAAACUUAUAAAAGAGUUUGAUUAAGAAUAUAAUUAAAUUGUUUCAGACUUCUUUUUAACUGACUGGGUUAAAUAGUCUGCUAAAGUAGUUGGAGACUAAAUUUAUUUUGUUUAAAGGACUCUUGAUAUAGAUCCAGGGUUGUUUUACAUCUAAUUUAUUACUGAGCCAGAGAAGCAUACAGGUGAGAGAAUUGCUGAAAGUUUUAAACUAAUGAAAAAGGCUCUUGAAAGUAAGAAGGACGUUACUACUAAAAUCACAGCUCCUAUAGCUAGAAUGAAAGAAACAGAUUAAUUGCAUUGUGGUUAUGCUAUUUUACAUGACAUGAUAAACAAAUUCUAAUGUAGAUGUAGUAUCUUAACUAAACAUUUAUCUAAAUUUGUUUACAUCUUUAGUUUAGAAAGGGCUCUUGCUCCAAUAAUUUAUAAUUGUAUGAUAAAUCCACAUAACCCUUAUGGUAACUGGCAUGAAUAUUAUAUAGCUAUUACUUCUGCUUAUCAGGUAUUUUCUUUGUACUGUAUUGGUGGAUCUAUAAUGACUGGAGGUUUGAUAGAUAUGCUAAGAAAACUCUACAUGUUAAGGCAGUUGACAUUUAUGAUUUCCCCAAACAAAUUAAGAAGCUUAGAAAUGAAGAAAAUAUAUCCAACAAUCAAUAUAUUUAGAAGUGUUAAUUUAAAGGGUUGGUCUUUAAUGAGAUAGGUAGCCUUAGAAUACGGAAAACCAUAUUUAUUGAGAGUGUAAGGAUUCUAUUUUUAUUUAGGUUUUUGGGUUGCUAGUAAUCUAGCACAAAUAGUGUUAGGGUAAUUUGGUAUUAUCCUUUAGAAUACAGCCUAAUUGAUAUAAAAUUACAGUGAUUUAGUAUUUACUUUAGGUAUACUAUUUGGAAUGCUAAUUACUGGUGCAAAAAUAAACUAACUUUUUGAAUUAUAAGAAAAUAUUCUUACAUCUAACAAAACAGUAGUUACUGAUAUGUUAUUAGUGGGUAAAAAGUAUAUACAGGUGCCAAAAAAAUCACAAAAUUACAUAUACAAUAAGGCCUUAGAAAAAAUUACUGAAAUUUCUUGUACUAAUUUUACAGAGUAUGUUAAUAACCUAAUCAAUUAGUACGAUAAUCACAUAGAAGAGCUCAUUUAUGACAGUGAAUAUAAUCCUUUCACUCUAUUUGGAGUCAAAGUUACUUUUGUUAUUCUCCAUUCAAUUGCUAUAGCAGUAGCAUCAAUUCUAGCAUCAGUAUUAACUGAUGUUUUAACAAAUAAAUGA
Molecule: messenger RNA, 2031 nt
Organism: Tetrahymena thermophila SB210
Lineage: Eukaryota; Ciliophora; Oligohymenophorea; Hymenostomatida; Tetrahymenidae
Product: transmembrane protein, putative
Exons: 4
Source: RefSeq, a predicted model, not a curated record